UCGUCUGCUAGACCCCAUCUUGACUUUUCGUGCUGAUGUACAUUUUGGUCGGUGUGUUCCUGUGGUAGUAGUCGGGCGGUGUGUGGUGUAUAGCAGCGGUAUCCGUCCGGCCUUAUCUAUCGCUCGUUCUGUAUGGUGCAAUAUUGGCGAUGGCCUCAUUGUAAAACGUGACCAUUGUCGUUGAUUCAACGAAACUCUAUUAGGUGUAACUCGGUUGUCCCGCGUACAGAUUAGUAAUUAGCUCCUUACGGCAUGGAAGACGAGUACGAAAGCCUUCCUUCGGCCUCGACGCCCGUCCACAUGCUGGCUGGAGCCGCUGCUGGGAUUAUGGAGCACUGCGUGAUGUACCCCCUCGACUCCGUCAAGACGCGAUUGCAAUCAUUGCGCCCAUCUGCGGGUGCACGCUAUACUGGCGUGAUGGACGGUUUAUAUAAGAUGGUUCGGCACGAGGGUAUGCUCCGACCUGUCAGGGGUAUGUCUGCGGUUGUAAUGGGUUCGGGACCCGCGCACGCACUGUACUUCAGUACCUACGAGAAGCUCAAACGAAAAUUGAGCACUAAUCAAAGGCAGAGCAAUCCGCUAAGUCAAUGUGUGGCUGGUGGUCUAGCGACGAUAAUGCAUGAUUCAGUGAUGAAUCCUGCCGAAGUCGUUAAGCAGAGGAUGCAAGUGUACGGUAGUCCGUACAAGAACUGUAUGGAAUGUCUCGGGCAUAUUUGGCGUUCUGAAGGCAUGCGGGCAUUUUAUCGUUCAUUUACCACACAACUCUCUAUGAAUAUCCCUUUUCAAUGCAUCCAUUUCGUCGCAUAUGAGUUCCUACAAGAGAUGACGAACCCUACACGGACGUAUAAUCCAUCAGCGCACAUGAUCAGCGGCGCUCUAGCCGGCGCCUUAGCGUCAGCUGCCACGACGCCACUGGACGUAUGUAAGACCUUGCUCAACACUCAGGAAGAGAGCGUCGUGCGUGCGACUAAUCAGCAUCGAAUUCGAGGCUUCUUACACGCCGCUUUCACAAUCUAUACGUGCUGUGGGCCUACCGGCUUCUUCCGGGGAGUACAAGCCCGCAUAUUAUAUCAGAUGCCAUCGACUGCUAUUGCGUGGUCUGUAUAUGAGCUAUUCAAAUUUCUUCUUUACGAACGGAAGCAUCACGUUGUCUCGAUGCCUGUUGUAACGGUAAAAGCAGGAGUGGAACCUGCUACAACCGCUGCAGCAGCAGCGCUGGUCGAGUCAUUUGUCACGAAUCUGUCACAGUAGUUUCAGACUAGUAAGGAGGACGUGGCCGUGGGUCUGUAGGAGAACCGCCUUGGAGUAUUCCGUUUGACCUGGUGUGUGCCUAUGUUGUUUCCAAAACAGGACCGUCAAGCAAGUUCCUUAAAGGAAGAUGGCCAACGUGAAAUUUAACAGUCGUCAUUAUCAGGAAAAUGAUAUAUACAGCAAAUCCACCCAUCAAUUGUAAAAAUAUCAACAACAGUACACGGAGCGCAUGGCGACCGUCCGACUACGUGUGUGAUGAGCAAGAUUCUAUCACAGCAACAACAUUAACGACGCCGACGAUCAGAUUAAAGGUGGUAUAUCGGAUAUAGAAGAAGUUUACAUAAAUGGAACAAGUUGCAAAACAGGGAGCAAGAGAGAGAGAGAGCGAGAGAGAGAGUGUGUAUGUGUGCGCGCGUGAAAGAUACGGGGCAGAAUGCCCAGAAGACCUCAUCUUUAUCUGCCAGCAAUGAGUGAGUACGUUAGUGCGAAAGGCUGAGCCCAAGAAACAAUGAGAAAGGUACUGAUUCUGUUGCUAUACCUUAUAUGAGGCGAGAUGAUCUCCUGGCAAAAAGCUUCCCUGGGUAACGAUGAGGUUCCAAUGCGUCUGAUAUAUCCCUACCAUCACACGCCCGUUCGUGGCAUGAAGAAAAUCGAAGAGUGUUCCCCGACAACAUCAGUCGUCUAGCGAUAUUACUAACUACCAUGUAUAUAUAUAUAUAUAUAUACAUGGUAGUUAGUAUAUAUAUAUAUAUAUAUAUAUAUAUAUAUAUAUGGUAUGAUGAAUUAUAAUAGCAAAACCAGCGUGUGAAGGAGAAUAAAAAUCAACUGCGACCUUUGUAUUUGUCCCGUUCGUACGCUGAGGAUAGUGUAAUGAAACAGCAUGCUUCCUGUGGCGAUGACGUUAAACGGGCCGACUGGUCUGCGAUGUCGUCUCCAUAGACAAAAACAAUGGGAGAUAAACAGACGAUGAUUGACGAAGUCUUUUAGUCGAUAGCACAAGUUAGAUUUUUUGUCAACGGGAGUAGCGGUGGAUAUUUUGAAGUUUGAAAAAAACAGAUGGACAAAGAACGCUAUUAGGUAGGUGAUACUGUUUAGAUGUAAUGAUCAACUCCAAUACGUCAAUAGCAUGUUGAGAACGUUAUGGCAGUGCACAUACUAAUCUACAAAAAUAUAGACAGCAAAUGAACUCACGGAUCAUCAUCAGAGGAUACCGGGCAGCAGAAAUUUAUCCCGAUAGUCGGAUUCGAGUGCAUCAAGAGGUGUUUGCAGAAACAGCAAAAGUAUCAACAGUCAUGUGGCCUUUUAUAUAUAUAUAUAUACGUGUAUGUAUGAAUGGGCUAUCUAUAAUAUAUACCUAUUCAAUAUGCCGCGAUAGAUUUGCUUACGGAACCGGCUACUAUUAAAGUGCUUUCACUAAGUGGUAUUAGACAAAGAUGAUGGCAAUGUGGGUGAUAAGACUGAAGUAGGAGGGUCUGACCACAACAGGUAUCACGACGAAUAAACUGAGAUUGUGGCUUGGAAUCAUUCGUGAAACUAUCGAGAUGUUCGUCAGCGGCGGAUGACGGGAUCACCCGUUGUAUUGUAGUUAGACCUACGAGGCCUUCGAGACCCACUUUCUCGAGAGCAAUUGAGCGGCCCGACGAGUUUUUCUAUUUAGCGCAAUGAAUUUUACGUAGGCAAAGAUCGUUAGAAUGAUGGCUUCACGUCUGUUUACUUUUCUGCUUCUAGCAGCUCCCAUAUACACGCACGCUAACAGGCACGAAUGCAUACACACGACACUCAUGGUUUUGUACACGCGCUGGUGAUAUAUAAAUGAUCGCUAUUAGAUGACAGCUAUAGUAGCAGAGCAUCAGGUUUUUCCGAUAAUAAGCAAAGGAUGAGAAAACAAAAAAAAAAAGCGAAUGUUAUAUGCUUGCGGAUCGGCCGAAGGUCACUCGCUUGGAUUUCGUCUAAUGUCGAUAGGUAAAGGAUGACGAUUUAGAAGACAAGAUGACGAUGGGUCAUAAUAAUAAUUAUUAUUAUUAUAUCGAUGAAACGGGUAAAAGGAAUGGGGCUACGGUAUCGUAUACAUUAAAUUUACUCUACUUUCAAAAAUACGAUAGAAAAAUAUUCAAUGAUUUUUUGACGCUUAGCCGCAUUUGGCUUCAUUGGCCGCAAUCAUAUCUAUUGUUAUUUAGGGGUAGGAGACCGAUGGAAAGGAUGAUUGAACAGCUUACGUCUAUUGAAUAUGGCUGAGGAUUUGGUUGUUAAAGAAAUAGUUAAACGAGUUUGUGAGGAAAGGAAAAGAACAAUGUUCGUUAGGCGUUGCCAGUCUUACAGUUGUUAGUGGCCAAAUGAUCGGCGCCCAACGAGCGGAAGACACAGUCACAUAGCUACCAUAUUUAUUUCGUUAAAAUUACGUUAUUGUCCCUAUGGUUUUCAUCUAUUCUUAGUGGAUGAAGGUAGCUGUUAAGUAUUGGCUGGUAAUAACCUCUUUAAAGCUAUGCAAUCCGCGACAAAACAUUGAGGUGGUGGCGCUAUAAUCGACAACAGUACCACUUAGCAUGGAAGCCUACGGAGAACAUUGGAACCUUGCUUUACGAGAAAAACGUGUAUGAAGAAUUUAUAUAUUUUUUAUUGUUUUCAUUUUUUGAGAUUCCGUAUUCAAAGCAGGGAUAAACAUCAACUAUCUAAAUAGAAGGAAAUACAUGCUUUUAUUUGAAAAGUGCAGUAACCAACAACGACGAUUGUAACGGAGACGUUUUAUUGUCUUAAUGAUUUCUACCCAUUAAAUAGCGAAGUGCUGAUUGUAGUGGACAUCGGGAAGUCGUAACCUGUGCUUCAGCUGUUUGCCAAUGUCAUUAAUUUAGCUGUUGUGCUAAGCCGUAGCCCCGCGAUUCUAGUAGGCUCCCAUCACCUACGACUCGUGUCAAAAGGUUUUUUCGCAAAAAAAAGUGAAACACAUGUCAGGAGUUUCCAUACACAUGGUUGUAGCAAUUGCGAAUUGUUAACGCACGCAUAUGUAUUUCGAAAAUGACCAGUGACUGCUUUAGGCUGAAUGAAGAAGGAUGCCUCGGGCCCAGCGGGGCCAAGGCAUAUCAGACGUGGUCGAGGUAAAGAAACCCGAACUGAGAUCAGCUAUCGUUAAACCUACAGUGCGGUUCAGAUGUAGCUAUGUGAUUUUAGAUGUUUUAUAUUCCGAAGAGGAAACUGCUCGCAAAAUAACUUGGAACAUCAUGGGCGCUGUAAAUUGCGGCACAGGUUAUAAUUAUAUCUUCCCUAAAAUUUCGACUCCAUGUCGCUGAGUCCACUACGGUGAAAGUACGUACGUAUUUGCAGUGAGAACAAAAAUUAUAUAUUGAUUAAUAUAAUCAGAUUAUUGCAUUCAACUCAAUGAGCAUGGAUAUUAGAUGAACAUGUACAUUUCUGCGACGCGAACGAACGAGGGAAAUUAUUGAUUAUAGAAGAUCAGGCAACUACAAAGUAAUGCGAGUGUUAGGUGAUUGAACACCAACCAUGAUAAACCAUGAAGAUGUCGAAAGGUCGAAUGAGGUUUGAGAAAGAGAAGACAGAACCCCCAAGAGUUAAGAUAAAUGGAUAAGGCUUUUUCCCAAUGCGUUAUUAUUAAGAGUAACCCUACGACGAAGUAUAAGUGAAGUGA
Messenger RNA from Varroa destructor (honeybee mite), 4891 nucleotides. RefSeq names its product mitoferrin-2-like. Gene Ontology annotation, cellular component: mitochondrial membrane. The record is from RefSeq and is a predicted model, not a curated record. Lineage: Eukaryota; Metazoa; Arthropoda; Arachnida; Mesostigmata; Varroidae. Gene Ontology annotation, molecular function: ferrous iron transmembrane transporter activity. Gene Ontology annotation, biological process: iron import into the mitochondrion.